This is a messenger RNA of Acanthosepion pharaonis, 1371 nucleotides long. The record is from the annotation of a GenBank genome assembly. NCBI's taxonomy places the organism in Eukaryota, Metazoa, Mollusca, Cephalopoda, Sepiida, Sepiidae.
AUGCGGACAAACGAACAAAAUACUGGAGAUAAUAAUUUUAAUUUGCCAACAUCGGUGACAUCCAAACAGUCAUAUUUACUCACAACUCUAAUUAAUAAUUCCACUUCUUUACCUCCUUAUAACAUUUUCUCCGCCUGUUUCAUUCUCUCUCUCAUUCUCACUCUCACUAUAUCUUUACUCUCUCUCAUUCUCACUAUAUCUUUUAUUCUUUCUUUCACUCUUACUUUCACUAUUUCUUUUAUUCUCUCUCUCAUUCUCACUCUCACUAUAUCUUUUAUUUGCUCUCUCACUCUUACUAUAUCGUUUAUUUUCUCUCUCACUCUUACUCACACUAUAUCUUUUAUUCUCUCUCACUUACUAUAUAUUUUAUUCUCACUCUCACUAUAUCUUUUAUUUUCUCUCUUAUUCUCACUAUAUCUUUUAUUCUCGCUCUCUCAUUCUCACUCUCACUAUAUCUUUUAUUCUCUCUCUCUCAUUCUCACUAUAUCGUUUACUUUCUCUCUCACUCUUACUAUAUCUUUUAUUCUCUCUCUCAUUCUAACUCUUACUAUAUCGUUUAUUUUCUCUCUCACUCUCACUAUAUCUUUUAUACUCUCUCUCAUUCUUACUCUCACUAUAUCUUUUAUGUUCUCUCUUAUUCUUACUCUCACUAUAUCUUUUAUUCUCUCUCUCAUUCUCACUAUAUCUUUUAUUCUCUCUCUCACUCUCACUAUAUCUUUUAUUAUCUCUCUCAUUCUCACUAUAUCUUUUAUUCUCUCUCUCAUUCUCACUCUCACUAUAUCUUUUAUACUCUCUCUCAUUCUUACUCUCACUAUAUCUUUUAUUCUCUCUCUCACUCUUACUAUAUCUUUAUUUUCUCUCUCACUAUAUAUUUUAUUCUCUCUCUCAUUCUCACUAUAUCUUUUAUUUCUCACUCUCACUUUUAUUCUCUCUCUCAGUCUUACUCUCACUAUAUCUUUUAUACUCUCUCUCAUUCUUACUUUCACUAUAUCUUUUAUUCUCUCCCUCUCUCUCACUCUUACUCUAACUCAAUAUAUAUUUCUCUUAAAUAAUGAAAAAUCAAACACAAAUCUCUCCGCCAUCAUCCAAUUAAUACUUUUUCAAGCAAUCGAUUUAUCAAUUCGUUUUUUGUAUCGUCAACAAAUUUCAAACCCAAUUCCUGAUAAUUUUUGUAUUUUAUUCUUCUUCUCAAAUCUUCUCUGCGACUACGCUACUACGCUUUCCCAACGUUUCCUUCUUUCUUCCUUCUUUUCUUCUUCCUUUUUAAUUCGUCUUCUUCUUCAUCCUUCUCCUUCUUUCUUUCUUUUUUUUCCUUCUUUUUCCUUCUCUUUCUUCCUUCUUCUUCUUUCUCCUUCCGUCUUCUUUCUUUGA